CGCCAACUACCACGCCCACGCCACCACACACGCACACGAGCUGUGUCGAUCUCUCCAUAGCAAGAGGCGCAAGCUACCUUGCCAGCCAUGGAGAACCCCUACUACGCGAGCUUCCUCAAGAAUCACCACCGCCGCUACUGCUUCUCCACCCCGCCGUCGCCGUCGCCGUCGCCGGCUGGCGCUUACUCCUCCUCCUCCUUCCCGUUCUUUCCGACGGCGGGGGUGACGUCGACGACGGCCGCGACGCCGCCGACGACGACUGCCCCGCCGUCGCCUCCGCUCCGGGAGGCCUUGCCGCUACUGUCCCUCACCCCCGCCUCGCGCGGCGGCACGACGGCGGCGCAAGAGCGUGCGCGGCAGCGGGGGGAGGAGGACUGCACCGACGACGACGACGGCGCGGAGGAGGAGGGGGCGGACGAGGAGGACGUGCCGGGCUCGACGCCCGGCGGCGGCGGCGGUGGAGGCGGCGAUAGACACCACCAGCUCCGUCGUCGCCGCGCGGGGCGGCUCUUCGCCGACCUGAACACCAAGGCUGCGGCGGGAGACCCGAUGGACGUGGAGGGCUCCGGCUCCGGCUGCUGCGCCGCCGAAGCCGCCGCGGCGGGGGACGACGACGCGGACGUCACGGUCGCGCUGCACAUCGGCCUGCCGAGCCCGACCGCCGCCGCCGACCUCAUCUCGGGGCUCUCGUCAGCAGCCGGGAGAAGAUCCUCCACCGCGCGUCGUGACGAGGAAGAGGACGAGGCGGAGGAAGCCGGCGGCGCGAGCAGGGACGACGGCGACGGCGGCGACGCCGCCGACGCCGCGGCGCCGCUAGGGUUCGCGUCGACGCCGAUCGGGCGUCUGAACAAGGGCCAGUACUGGAUCCCGACGCCGUCGCAGAUCCUCAUCGGCCCCACGCAGUUCUCCUGCCCCGUCUGCUUCAAAACCUUCAACCGAUACAACAACAUGCAGAUGCAUAUGUGGGGGCAUGGGUCGCAGUACAGGAAGGGGCCGGAGUCGCUGCGGGGGAUACAGCCGACGGCGAUGCUGCGGCUGCCGUGCUACUGCUGCGCGGCGGGCUGCCGGAACAACAUCGACCACCCGCGGGCGAAGCCGCUCAAGGACUUCAGGACGCUGCAGACGCACUACAAGCGGAAGCACGGGCUGAAGCCGUUCCUGUGCCGCAAGUGCGGCAAGGCGUUCGCCGUCAAGGGCGACUGGCGCACCCACGAGAAGAACUGCGGCAAGCUCUGGUACUGCCUCUGCGGCUCCGAGUUCAAGCACAAGCGGUCCCUCAAGGACCACGCCCGCGCCUUCGGCCACGGCCACGGCGCGCUCGGCGGCGCCGCCGCCCUCGACGACGACGACGACGGCGCCGUCUCCGACCUCGACCACGACUCCUCCUCCACCGCCCCCGCCGCCCGAUCCCUCUAAUCGCAAAGACCUGCUUCGGUCCAGCAAAAAGUAUCUCGAAGUACUAGUACCUCACAUUACUAAAUCGUUUCUGAUCGUUGGAUUUAGCUGGAUAAGAUAUGUAUUAUUGGAUCCAGCGAUUGGAAACAAUUUGGUACCAUAAUGUAUCGGUAACCUCGAGGUAUUUUUUUAUUGGACCAGAGUGAAUCUCUUCAUUGUAACAACACUACUACUAUGAACUACUAGUCUACUACGUUCUACCGUGGAUGUAUACGAGUUUGCUCA
Molecule: messenger RNA, 1680 nt
Organism: Oryza sativa Japonica Group (Japanese rice)
Lineage: Eukaryota; Viridiplantae; Streptophyta; Magnoliopsida; Poales; Poaceae
Product: zinc finger protein WIP2
Biological process (GO): regulation of gene expression; anatomical structure development
Cellular component (GO): nucleus
Molecular function (GO): DNA-binding transcription factor activity
Source: RefSeq, a predicted model, not a curated record